CCUCGACAUUUAUAUAAUCUGCAAUAAGUACCCAUUCCUCUGGUCUUCAACCUAGAAUCUCUGUGUGUCGAUUACUACUUUUACACUUACAUUACUUACUAUAAUAUAUAUAUAUAUAUAUAUAAUCUUACUAUAAAUAUCUUAUCCACUCUUAAGCUUCUUUUCCUAUCAAGAACAUUUUCACUCCCUUUUCUUUCUUGAUUGAAAAAGAAAAAACAAUGGCUUUCCUUAACUUGAGAAAAAAUCAGCUACCAAUAAUUUUAAUCAUUGCUUUGGCUAUGCAGGCCGAGUGGGUAGUUGCUCAAAAUUGUGGUUGUGGUGCAAGUUUAUGUUGUAGCCAAUAUGGGUAUUGUGGCACCGGAGACCCUUACUGCGGCCAAGGGUGCCAACAGGGCCCUUGCUAUGGUGGCGGAGGUAACAAUGGUGGUGGUGCUGGGGCUAGUAACGGUAGUGGAGUUGGUGUUUCAGUGGCGGAUCUUGUUACUAGUGAUUUCUUUAAUCGGAUAACCAGUCGUGAUAGUGGAAACUGUGCUGGCAAGAACUUCUAUAGCAGAGAUGCAUUUAUUAGUGCUCUUAAUUCAUUUCCUCAGUUUGGUAAGAUUGGAGCAAGCGUUGAUGAUUCCAAGCGUGAGAUUGCUGCUUUUUUUGCUCAUGUUACACAUGAAACUGGACAUUUCUGCUAUAUAGAAGAGAUAGAUGGUGCAUCGAAAGACUACUGUGAUGAAUCAAACAAGCAAUAUCCAUGUGCUCAAGGUAAGAAAUAUUACGGUCGUGGACCUAUUCAACUAACAUGGAACUUCAACUAUGGUGCAGCUGGCCAAAGCCUUAAUUUUGACGGAUUAAACUCGCCGGAAAUUGUUGCAAAUGAUCCGAUCAUGUCAUUUAGGACGGCUCUUUGGUUUUGGAUGAACAAUGUUCGCCCUGUCAUAAGCCAAGGUUUCGGAGCAACCAUUAGAGCUAUCAAUGGUGCAAUUGAAUGUAAUGGCGGAAACCCUAGUUCUGUUCAAGCUCGAGUUGGAUAUUACAAUGAUUAUUGUAACCAAUUUGGUGUUACUCCAGGUGGUAAUCUUAUUUGUUAGGGUUUGGUUCUUAUUUAAUUUAUGAGACAAUUGAAUAAAAUGUUUACUCUUGCAAUUUUCUGCUCAUUGUAGUUGAUGUAUUAACUCUUUUGUUUUUUUUUUUUUUUAACCUUGUUGGAGUUCAAUAUGUAAUAGAGAAAAUGGUGUUUUGUGCUUCA
Jatropha curcas is the source of this 1237-nucleotide messenger RNA. RefSeq names its product endochitinase EP3. The record is from RefSeq and is a predicted model, not a curated record. Gene Ontology annotation, biological process: chitin catabolic process; cell wall macromolecule catabolic process; carbohydrate metabolic process. NCBI's taxonomy places the organism in Eukaryota, Viridiplantae, Streptophyta, Magnoliopsida, Malpighiales, Euphorbiaceae. Gene Ontology annotation, molecular function: chitinase activity; chitin binding.